UCAAGAAGGCUAUAUCCAAUCCAUGGUUUACUGCUACCUCCAGCCAUGGGCCUUUUAGGAAUACUUUGUUUUUUAAUCUUCCUAUGGAAAAGUUGGGGACAAGAACAAACAUAUGUCAUUUCAGCACCAAAAGUAUUCCGUGUUGGAGCAUCUGAAAAUAUUGUAAUUCAAGCUUAUGGAUACACUGAAGCAUUUGAUGCAACAAUCUCCAUUAAAAGUUAUCCUGACAAAAAAUUUACUUACUCCUCAGGCUAUGUUAGUUUAUCCUCAGAAAAUAAAUUCCAAAAUUCUGCAAUCUUAACAAUACAACCAAAACAAUUGUCUGGUGGACAAAACCCAGUUUCAUAUGUGUAUUUGGAAGUUAUAUCAAAACAUUUUUCAAAAUCAAAAAAAAUGCCAAUAACCUAUGACAAUGGAUUUCUCUUUAUUCAUACAGAUAAACCUGUUUACACUCCACAUCAGUCAGUAAAGGUUAGAGUUUAUUCAUUGAACGAUGACUUGAAGCCAGCCAAAAGAGAAACUACCUUAACUUUCAUAGAUCCCGAAGGAUCAGAAGUUGACAUAGUAGAAGAAAUUGAUUAUACUGGAAUUAUAUCUUUUCCCGACUUCAAGAUUCCGUCUAAUCCUAAAUAUGGUGUUUGGACAAUUCGAGCUAAAUAUAAAGAGGACUUUUCAACAACUGCAACCACAUAUUUUGAAAUUAAAGAAUAUGUCUUGCCACAUUUCUCUGUGUCAAUAGAACCAGAAAGUAAUUUCAUUAGUUAUAAGAACUUUAAGAAUUUUGAAAUUACUAUAAAAGCAAGAUAUUUUUAUAAUAAAGUAGUCACUGAAGCUGACGUUUAUAUUGCUUUUGGAAUAAGAGAAGACUUACAAGAUGAUCAAAAAGAAAUGAUGGAAAAAGCAAUGCAAAACACAAUGUUGAUAAAUGGAAUUGCUCAAGUCACAUUUGAUUCUGAAACAGCAAUCCAAGAACUAUCAUAUAACAGUCUAGAAGAUUUAAACAACAAGUACCUUUAUAUUGCUGUAACAGUCAUAGAAUCUACAGGUGGAUUUUCUGAAGAGGCAGAAGUAUCUGGCAUCAAAUACGUCCUCUCUCCCUACAAACUGAAUUUGGUUGCCACUCCUCUUUUCUUGAAGCCUGGGAUUCCAUAUUCCAUCAAGGUGCUGGUUAAGGAUUCGCUUGACCAGUUGGUAGGAGGAAUUCCAGUAACCCUGAAUGCAGAAACAGUCGAUGAAAACCAAGAGACAUCUGACUUGGAGCCAAAGAAAAGUGUAACACGUCUCAGUGAUGGAGUAGCUUCGUUUGUGGUUAAUCUCCCAUCUGGAGUGAUGACGCUGGAGUUUUGUGUCAAAACCGAUGCCUCAGAUCUUCCAGAAGGAAAUCAGGCCAGCAAAUGUUACCAAGCAAUAGCGUACUCAUCUCUCAGCCAAAGUUACCUUUAUAUUGAUUGGACUGAAAACCAUAAAGCUUUGCUUGUGGGAGAACAUCUGAAUAUUAUCGUUACCCCCAAAAGUCCAUAUAUUGACAAAAUAACUCACUAUAAUUACUUGAUUUUAUCCAAGGGCAAAAUCAUACACUUUGGCACGAGGGAGAAACUUUCAGAUUCAUCUUAUCAAAGUAUAAACAUUCCAGUGACACAGAACAUGGUUCCUUCAGCCCGUCUCCUGGUCUAUUACAUCGUCACAGGAGAGCAGACAGCAGAAUUAGUAUCUGACUCAGUCUGGUUAAACAUUGAAGAGAAGUGCGGCAACCAGCUCAAGGUUCAUAUGUCUCCAGAUGCAGAUGCAUAUUCUCCAGGCCAAGCCGUGUCUCUUAAUAUGGCCACUGAGAUGGAUUCAUGGGUGGCAUUAACAGCGGUAGACAGUGCUGUGUAUGGAGUCCAAAGAAGAGCCAACAAGCCCAUGGAAAGAGUAUUUCAAGUUUUAGAGAAGAGUGAUUUGGGAUGUGGGGCAGGUGGUGGCCGCAACAAUGCAGAUGUGUUCCACCUAGCUGGACUCACCUUCCUCACCAAUGCAAAUGCAGAUGACUUCCAAGAAAAUGAUCAACCUUGUAAAGAAAUUCUCAGGCCUAAAAGAAUGCUGCAACAGAAAAUAGAGAAAGCAGCUGCUAAAUACAAACAUCAAGUACCAAAGAAAUGUUGUUAUGAUGGAGCUCGGCGUGUUGAUGAUGAAACAUGUGAACAGCGACUUGCCCGGGUUACUGUAGGCCCAGUAUGCAUUAGAGCUUUCAACGAAUGUUGUACCAUUGCAACCCAGAUCCGUGCUGCAUCCUCUCAUAAAGAUGUGCAAUUGGGAAGGCUACAUAUAAGGACCCUGUUACCAGUAACUAAGCCAGAAAUUCGAAGCUAUUUUCCAGAAAGCUGGUUAUGGGAAGUUCAUCGUGUUCCAAAAAGAAACCAGUUGCAGUUUGUGCUACCUGAUUCUCUAACUACCUGGGAAAUUCAAGGUGUUGGCAUUUCAAAUAGUGGUAUAUGUGUUGCUGAUACUGUCAAGGCAAAGGUAUUUAAAGAUGUCUUCCUGGAAAUGAAUAUACCAUAUUCUGUUGUACGAGGGGAGCAGAUCCAAUUGAAAGGAACUGUUUAUAACUAUAGGACUUCUGGGAUGCAUUUCUGUGUUAAAAUGUCUGCUGUGGAGGGAAUCUGCAUGUCGGGAGGCCCAGCCAUUGAUCACCAGGGAACAAAACCUUCCAAGUGUGUGCGCCAGAGAAUAGAGGGCUCCUCCAAUCACUUGGUGACCUUCACCGUGCUUCCUCUGGAAAUUGGCCUCCACAACAUCAACUUUUCACUGGAGACUUCAUUUGGAAAAGAAAUCUUAGUAAAAACAUUACGUGUAGUGCCAGAAGGUGUCAAAAGGGAAAGCUAUUCUGGUAUUACCCUGGACCCUAAGGGUAUUUAUGGUGUUGUCAGCAGACGAAAGGAGUUCCCAUACAGGAUACCAUUAGAUAUGGUCCCUAAAACAAAAGUCAAAAGGAUUUUGAGUGUAAAAGGUCUGCUUAUAGGUGAGGUCCUGUCUGCAGUUCUAAGUCAGGAAGGCAUCAAUAUCCUAACCCACCUCCCCAAGGGGAGUGCAGAGGCAGAGCUGAUGAGCAUUGUCCCAAUAUUCUAUGUUUACCACUAUCUGGAAGCAGGAAAUCAUUGGAACAUUUUUCACCCUAACUCAUUAACUAAAAAACAGAACCUGAAGAAAAAAUUAAAAGAAGGGAUGGUGAGCAUCAUGUCCUACAGAAAUGCUGACUUUUCUUACAGUAUGUGGAAGGGUGGAAGUGCUAGCACUUGGUUAACAGCUUUUGCUUUAAGAGUACUUGGACAAGUAAAUAAAUAUGUAGAGCAGAACCAAAAUUCAAUUUGUAAUUCUUUAUUUUGGCUGGUUGAAAAUUGUCAAUUAGAAAAUGGAGCUUUCAAGGAAAAUUCCCAGUAUCAACCGAUAAAAUUACAGGGUACCUUGCCUGUUGAAACCCAAGAGAACACCUUAUAUCUUACAGCCUUUACUGUGAUUGGAAUUAGAAAGGCUUUUGAUAUAUGCCCCCUGAUGAAAAUCAGUACAGCUGUAACUAAAGCUGAAAACUUUCUACUUGAAAAUACCCUUCCAGCCCGGAGCACCUUUACGCUGGCCAUUGCUGCUUAUGCACUUUCCCUGGGAGAUAAAACUCACCCACAGUUUCGUUUAAUUGUUUCAACCCUAAAGAGGGAAGCUUUGGCUAAAGGUAAUCCACCCAUGUAUCGUUUCUGGAAAGACAGUCUGCAACAAAAAGACAGCUCUGUACCUAAUGCUGGUACAGCACGUAUGGUAGAAACCACUGCCUAUGCUUUACUCACCAGCCUGAGCUUGAAAGAAAUGAAUUAUGUCAACCCAAUCAUCAAAUGGCUAUCCGAAGAACAGAGGCAUGGAGGUGGCUUUUAUUCAACUCAGGAUACCAUUAAUGCCAUUGAGGGCCUGACAGAAUAUUCACUCCUGAUUAAACAACUCCGCCUGAAUAUGGAUAUCAAUGUCUCUUACAAGCACAAAGGUAACUUCUACCAAUAUAAGAUGACAGAGAAGAAUUUCCUUGGGAGGCCAUUGGAGGUGCCUCUCAAUGAAGACCUCAUUGUCAGUACAGGAUAUAGCAGUGGCUUGGCUACAGUACAUGUAAGAACUAUAGUUCACAAAACCAGUACCUCUGAGGAAGUUUGCAGCUUUUAUUUGAAAAUUGAUACCCAGAACAUUGAAGCAUCCAGCUACAGAGGCUAUGGCGACUCGGAAUAUAAACGCAUAGUAGCAUGUGCCAGCUAUAAACCCAGCACGGGAGAAUCAUCAUCUGGAUCCUCCCAUGCAGUGAUGGAUAUCUCUCUGCCUACUGGAAUCAAUGCAAACCAAGAUGACUUAAAAGCUCUUGUUGAAGGGGUAGAUCAACUAUUAACAGAUUACCAAAUCAAAGAUGGACAUGUUAUUUUGCAACUGAAUUCGAUUCCCUCUAGUGAUUUCCUUUGUGUCCGAUUCCGAAUAUUUGAACUUUUUGAAGUUGGGUAUCUUAGUCCUGCUACGUUCACAGUGUAUGAAUACCACAGACCAGAUAAACAGUGCACCAUGUUUUAUAGCACUUCCAAUAUCAAACUUCAGAAAGUCUGUGAAGGAGCCAUGUGCAAGUGUGUAGAAGCUGACUGUGGGCAAAUGCAGGAAGCAUUGGAUCUGACAAUCUCUGCAGAUACUAGAAAAGAAACAGCAUGUAAACCAGAGAUUGCAUACGCUUAUAAAGUUAGAGUCACAUCCAUCACUGAAGAAAAUGUCUUUAUCAAAUACACUGCAACUCUUCUGGAUAUCUACAAAACUGGGGAAGCUGUUGCUGAGAAAGACUCUGAAAUCACCUUCAUUAGAAAGAUUACCUGUGCUAACGCUGACCUGGUAAAAGGAAGACAGUAUUUAAUUAUGGGCAAAGAAGCCCUCCAGAUAAAAUACAAUUUCAGCUUCAGGUACAUCUACCCUUUAGAUUCCUUGACCUGGAUUGAAUAUUGGCCUACAGAUACAACAUGUCCAACGUGUCAAGCAUUUUUAGCUAAGUUAGAUGAGUUUGCUGAAGACAUCUUUUUAAAUGGCUGCUAAAACGCCUGAAGUUCAGCUGUAUACAGUUUUUACUUAUGGACUUCUAUUGUUGAAGGUUUUUUUUCUUCUUCUUCUUUUUUUUUUUUUUUAACAUUCACAGCUGGUCUUAUUUGGAAAGCUCACUUUACUUAGAAUUAGUAGCACUUGCUUUUAUUAGAGAACAAGUUUAAGAGCUGUAACUUUCUGAAAUAACAUGGCUUUGAGGGCCAUGAAGACAGAUACUCCAAGGUUAUUGGACACCGGAAGCAAUAAAUUGGAACACCUCUUAAAACCUACCACUCAGGAAUGUUUCCUGGGGCCAAAAGAAUAGCCCGUUGAAAUGGAGUAUCUUACAAAAACAUGGCCUUUGCUUGAAAGAAAAUACCAAGGAACAGAAAACUGAUCAUUAAAGCCUGGCUCUGCUUUCAAAAUGUGCUAGAGAGCAUGUUAUUUUAUGCUAGGUCAGCUUCAACCACACAAAGACAGGCCAACUGAGAGAAGUGGAGAAAGUCGACAGUAGAGAACGUUAACCCUGAGAAGGCCUAACCUCAGAGCCCUCAGCAAACUGAGAAGGUAGGCGAGCUUCUCUUUGCCCCACUCCUCUUCUACUGCCUUCUCCAUCCCCAGAUGGGAGCUCCCUCCACUCCCUUCCAGCCCUCCCAGCACAUGUUCAUUUCCCCCAGGAACUUGUUCUUGCCAAUAAUUGCUCUACCAGAAGAUAGGCCCCAGUGCAGCAACCUGGUGAAAAAAAAAUAUGAAUCAGGAGACCUUUGUUCUAGCCCUAAAUGAGUCUCUCUUUGAGCCUCAGAUUGAGCUUUAUAAAAGAGAAUUAAUAAAAAGUGGUUCAUUUUUAAGUGACA
This is a messenger RNA of Microcebus murinus (gray mouse lemur), 5915 nucleotides long. RefSeq names its product complement C5 (gene C5). The record is from RefSeq and is a predicted model, not a curated record. Gene Ontology annotation, molecular function: protein binding; endopeptidase inhibitor activity. Gene Ontology annotation, cellular component: extracellular region. Lineage: Eukaryota; Metazoa; Chordata; Mammalia; Primates; Cheirogaleidae.